Molecule: messenger RNA, 3837 nt
Organism: Hypanus sabinus (Atlantic stingray)
Lineage: Eukaryota; Metazoa; Chordata; Chondrichthyes; Myliobatiformes; Dasyatidae
Gene: clec16a
Product: C-type lectin domain containing 16A
Exons: 23
Coding region: 442-3603 (1053 amino acids)
Biological process (GO): endosomal transport; endosome to lysosome transport; regulation of autophagosome maturation
Cellular component (GO): late endosome; endolysosome membrane
Source: RefSeq, a predicted model, not a curated record
CCCUCCCCCUUUGACGAGCAAGAUAGGUUGUUUUGCAGGGCCGUCGCGUGCACUACACGUCAUCGCCAUCAACACCAGCAUCGCCGUUUAAUUUAAACGUACAGUUCAACAACUUCAUUACUUUCGGAACAUUUUAGCUCUCCUGAUAACGUUCUUUCCGUGCACCUCAAAUAAUGGUAAACACGAGACAGUUUUGAAGGAAGGCUGGGCGCUGAAAAGUGAUCGCAAAGAAUUCUGGGAUUCGUAGUUUGCGGUAGGCGCCCGUGUGCGGCUUCAUGUUAGUGUAAGCAGGCGAAAGAACUUGGUCUCCCAGCAGCCAGCGCUCACCAAGCAUUGCAGCGGCUAUCGCCGAGUCAACCAGUAUGUUGGUGAAAGGCUUGAAUGUCACGGGCAUAUUUUAAUAUAUCGCAAUAGAAUGCGCGGAAGAAGUGUCUAGAAGUGAUGUUUGGCCGUUCGAGGAGUUGGGUCGGCGGGAGCUCCGGGAAGUCCCCGAGAAACAUUCAUUCCUUAGAGCAUCUGAAGUACAUGUACCAUGUCUUAACGAAGAACACAACUGUGACAGAUAGUAAUCGUAAUCUGCUGGUGGAAACAAUUCGAUCUAUUACAGAAAUCCUCAUCUGGGGAGAUCAAAAUGACAGCUCUGUAUUUGACUUUUUCUUGGAGAAAAACAUGUUUGUUUUCUUCUUAAAUAUCUUGCGCCAGAAAUCCGGUCGCUAUGUGUGUGUGCAGCUGCUUCAGACGAUCAAUAUCCUGUUUGAAAAUAUUAGUCAUGAAACCUCACUGUAUUAUCUGCUGUCUAAUAACCAUGUGAACUCAAUUAUUGUGCACAAGUUUGACUUCUCUGAUGAGGAAAUCAUGGCAUAUUAUAUUUCCUUUUUGAAAACACUUUCUCUUAAACUCAACAAUCAUACUGUGCAUUUUUUCUACAACGAGCACACAAAUGACUUUGCCCUGUACACGGAGGCAAUUAAAUUUUUCAACCACCCAGAGAGCAUGGUCAGAAUUGCUGUAAGAACAAUCACCCUUAAUGUGUAUAAAGUGGAUAACCAGUUAAUGUUGCACUACAUCAGGGACAAAACAGCAGUUCCCUAUUUCUCCAAUUUGGUUUGGUUCAUUGGAAGCCAUGUGAUUGAAUUGGACAACUGCGUGCAAACAGAUGAAGAGCAUAGGAAUAGAGGGAAACUGAGUGACCUGGUAGCUGAACAUUUGGACCACCUGCAUUACCUGAAUGAUAUCCUGAUCAUUAACUGUGAAUUCCUGAAUGAUGUACUAACAGACCAUCUAUUAAACAGACUUUUUCUGCCAUUAUACGUGUACUCUUUGGUGACUCAAGAACAGUGUGGUGAUCGUCCAAAGAUCAGCCGUCAGGCUUCAUUAUAUCUCCUUUCACAGGUGUUUUUAAUUAUACACUAUAGGCCAUUGGUGAAUUCUUUGGCUGAUGUAAUCUUGAAUGGGGACCUUUCAAUGUUCAGCCUUCAUUCAGAACAGGAUUCAUUGAAGCACUCAAUGUCCACAAGCAUUCGAUGUUUCACCAAACCUGUAGAAACGUUAGAAAGAUCUUUAGAGAUUAGUCGACACAAGGGAAGAAAGAGAGUGCAAAAGAGACCAAACUAUAAAAAUGUAGGUGAAGAGGAUGAAGAAGAGAAAGGCAUAGAGGAAAAAGAAGAUGACACUGAAAAGCUGAAAGGUACAGACACUAGUGCAAAAGGCAUCAAGUCAAGUGGGGAGACUGAAGAAAUUGAAAUGGUUAUUAUGGAGCGAUGCAAGAUAUCUGGCACCCAGCCUUCAGGCUUGACCGAACAAAAUACCACAGAUGAAGAGAAGACUGCAGCUGCUACAAGGACUAACAAUCCAAAGAGAAGGCCCUUUCUAGAUAUGGUGUACAAUGCACUGGAAUGCUUUGAAGAAGACUAUUAUGCACUGUUUGUGCUAUGCCUUCUUUUUGCAAUAUCUCACAACAAUGGUAUUGACCAAGACCUGCUGGAAAAGAUCCAGAUUCCUCCAGAGGAUGCUAAGGAGAAGAGCUCAUAUAGUCAUAUACUAGCAGAAAGACUCAUUAAGAUAAUGAACCAAGCAACACGUUCUGAUGCCAAAAUCCGCCUGGCUACAUUGGAGCUUGCUUGCCUCUUACUAAAACAACUUGUGUUAUCAGAUGGCACCUGUAUUAUUAAAGAUGUGCAUCUUGCCUGUCACGAGGGUGCAAGGGAAGAAAGUGUCCACUUACUGCGGCGUUUCUAUAAGGGAGAAGAAAUCUUUCUCGAUAUGUUUGAAGAUGAAUACAGAGUCAUGGUGAGUAAACCCCUGAAUGUUGAGUACUUGAUGAUGGAUGCAUCUAUUCUGUUACCUCCUACUGGGACCCCACUAACUGGUAUAGACUUUGUGAAGAGAUUGCCUUGUGGCGAUGUAGAAAGAACGAGACGGGCUAUUCGGGUUUUUUUUAUGCUUCGUUCUUUAUCCCUGCAACUACAAGGGGAGCCAGAGACACAACUACCACUGACACGGGAAGAGGAUUUGAUUAAAACAGAUGAUGUAUUGGAUCUCAAUAACAGUGAUCUAAUUGCUUGCACUGUAGUUAUGAAAGAUGGCAGUCAAGUACAUCGCUUUCUGGCUGUCGAUGUUUAUCAAAUGAGCUUGGUGGAACCUGACAGCAAACGGCUUGGAUGGGGCGUGGUAAAAUUUGCAGGUCUGCUUCAGGAUAUGCAGGUGAUGGGAGUUGAAGAUGAUAGCAGGGCUUUAAACAUAAUCAUCCACAGGCCUGCAUCCAACCCUCAUGCUAGGCCCUUCCCUAUUCUUCAGGCAACCUUCAUCUUUGCUGAUCAUAUCCGUUGUAUCAUUGCAAAGCAGCGAUUAGCAAAAGGUCGCAUUCAAGCACGACGUAUGAAGAUGCAACGAAUCGCAGUACUUUUGGAUCUUCCUGUGCAAACAUCUUCAGAGGUUAUGGGUUUUGGACAUGGGUCGCCCUCUUCAGCUCAUCACCUUCCUUUUAGAUUCUAUGAUCAGUCUCGUCGAGGUAUCAGUGAUCCUACAGUUCAGCGCUCAGUGUUUGCAUCUGUUGAUAAGGUUCCAGGGUUUGCUGUGGCACAGCACGUAAACCAGCAAAGUCCUUCUCCGGCAUCAUCUCCUUCCCCACCCUCCAGUGGUACCAUCUCAACAAGCACUGGCUAUAGCGAUACCAUCACAACUAGUGUAGGUUCCACUCCUUCAGCAACUCAGAGUCCCACAGAUGGACCUGAACUUCAAGAGCAGUCUCAUUUGACUUUUCCAGACCAAGUGGAAUUUGUCAAUGAAACCUAUUCUUCACCUCCUACAGCAGAGGGUGGCACAAGUUGUCACUCUCUCCCCAGCAGUACUGAACAUGAAGCAGCUAAUCUGGCACCAAGUCUGAUUCCAGCCCAUCAGCCAACUAUAUCGCUUAUUUCUGACGACAAUACAGAUGCAUUGAGUGUGGAAUCACUGACGCUUCUUCCACCAGCUGAUGCACAGCACAUCCGGAGCGUGAGCACCUUAACUCUGGCACCCACAUUAUCUGAGUCGAAUGUGAUGACAGAGAAAGAGGACACCAAAACAAAUCAGAAACCCGAAGUAUCCGAGUCCACACAUUAGAUGCAAUGUAAACUUCGAACCAUCUGGUUUUGUACAGUGGAAACAGGUCUGAAAAGCAAGAAAAUUAAAUUUAUUGUCAAAACCCAGCUGAAAAAGGAAAACUGGUAACUCUGUGGGGCCGAAAAAUUGCUUGUAAAUUCCUGUGAUUCUGUGUCUGGGAUCCUUGCACUAGUUAGUAUACAGUUAGAGAUUUACAGCUGAAGGACAUACGCUAUGUACAACUUUUAAUACAAA